AUGGCAGCGACUGCAGGCAGAUUCACCUGCUUGUACACAUACCCAUUGCGUCAAGCAUCAAGAACUUUCAUAUCCUCUUCUACAACAUCCUUACGUUCCUUUGCUUCCGAAGCAGCACCUCCUACAGGCUCCGAACCAUCACCAUCUGCAACCCCGAAACGCCGCCCAACUUACUUCAAAGAUAGCCCCGUCCCCACGCUCACCGAAUUUAUCAGUCUCCUAGAAGAACCCCUCACGGUUGAAGAUGCGCUCGAACUACGCACAGCAAUGGUCGGACCGGCCGGGAAGAAGAAACAAAUCACCCGACUACCGGAGUGGCUGAAGACACCCAUUCCCAAUAAUUCGAACUACAAAAAGAUUAAAAAAGAUUUGCGCGGUUUAAAGCUACACACCGUGUGCGAGGAGGCGCGCUGUCCCAACAUCUCGGAGUGCUGGGGCGGGAGCGAUAAGAGCACGGCGACGGCGACGAUUAUGCUUAUGGGCGAUACAUGUACUCGCGGCUGUCGAUUCUGCAGCGUCAAGACCUCCAAAACGCCUCCUCCUUUGGAUAUCCAUGAGCCCGAACAUACUGCCGAAGCUCUCUCCCGCUGGGGAUUAGGUUACGUUGUCCUAACAUCCGUGGAUAGAGAUGAUCUCGCCGAUGGUGGAGCCCGUCAUUUCGCCGAGACCAUCAUGAAGAUCAAGCAGAAGAAGCCAGAGAUGCAUGUGGAGGCUCUCACGGGGGAUUAUGCGGGGGAUCUAGAGAUGGUAGCGCUAGUGGCAAGGAGCGGGCUAGAUGUUUACGCACAUAAUAUGGAGACGGUGGAAGAGCUGACGCCGUUUGUGAGGGAUCGAAGGGCGAAGUUUAGACAAAGUUUGACGGUGCUGGAGGCUGCUAAGAAGACGGUGCCGAGCCUGAUCACCAAGACAAGUAUUAUGCUUGGACUGGGCGAGACGGAGGACCAACUCUUAGAGACGUUGAAAGAACUGCGCAAAAUCGACGUAGACAUCGUCACGUUCGGUCAAUACAUGCGCCCAACCAAGCGGCAUAUGAAAGUUGAGGAGUAUGUCACUCCGGAGAAAUUCGAAGCAUGGCGUCAGCGAGCGCUCGACAUGGGAUUCCUAUAUUGUGCGAGCGGGCCUUUGGUUAGAAGCUCAUAUAAGGCUGGUGAGGCAUUCAUUGAGAAUGUGCUAAAGAAGAGGAAGGCCAAAACUCUUCUAGGAGACGAGGUUAUGAGGGUGCAGAAAGACGUUGUAUUACCAUAA
Molecule: messenger RNA, 1245 nt
Organism: Venustampulla echinocandica
Lineage: Eukaryota; Fungi; Ascomycota; Leotiomycetes; Helotiales; Pleuroascaceae
Product: Lipoyl synthase, mitochondrial
Exons: 2
Coding region: 1-1245 (414 amino acids)
Biological process (GO): lipoate biosynthetic process
Cellular component (GO): mitochondrion
Molecular function (GO): 4 iron, 4 sulfur cluster binding; lipoate synthase activity
Source: RefSeq, a predicted model, not a curated record